ACACUUCCUAGAAACAGCCGGCGCGCUCAACCCCGCCUGAACUUUCCCCGCGGACGCGGCUCCGCUCGCUGACAGCUCCCCAUCCCCGCAGGCGGAUCGGCAGCUCCUGGUGGGAAUGGCACCUCUUGUUUUUAAUUAGCAGGGCGGAAGGUGAAUGAAAACGAGCUGUUUGGCAAGUCGGUGCAAGAGGCGGACCGUGAGAGGCUGGGGAGCCGGCGAGGAGCGCUCCCCGGGGGAGGAAGGCAGCGCGUGUGCCGGGGGCUCCGGCUGCACCAACUGCCGGCAGAAGUGACUGCAAACCCAGUUUCUCCCUGGGUCCACCGCGUCGCUCCCGGAGAGAGCGCAGGGCAUGGCUCUGAAGACUCGCUCCUCGGAAUGUCCUCUUGCUCCGGGCUUGUAAACAACUGUCCGGGGGGAAAGAAAGGUUUUGCAUAUCCAAAUACCGCCUGGCAAAUGGCACUGGGGGACUGUGCUUUCUGAUGACAAGGCGUGCGGUUUCUGACAAAGCCUCUCCCGCGCUGCCCCCGGAGGGGAAUCCUAAGUGAAACUCAGCCCGCCUGCCACCGAGGAUCGGAGGGCUGGCAGGGGAGCGGCAGCAUGGCAUCGCCCGGCGCCCUUCUCACCUGGCUGCUGUGGGCCGACUUCCUGGAGCUCUGGACGGGAGGGCACACAGCUGACACCGCUCAGCCCCGGUUACGCCUGACCCAUAGAGAGCUCUUGGAAUUAAACAGAACAUCAAUCUUUCAUAGUUCUUUUGGAUUUCUUGAUCUCCAUACAAUGCUGCUGGAUGAAUAUCAAGAGAGACUCUUUGUGGGAGGCAAGAAUCUUGUGUAUUCCCUCAGCUUGGAGCAAAUCAGCAAUGGCUAUAGAGAGAUACACUGGCCCAGUACAGCACAAAAAAUAGAAGAAUGCAUAAUGAAAGGAAAAGAUGCAAGUGAAUGUGCAAAUUAUGUUCGGGUUUUGCAUCACUACAACAGGACACACCUCCUGACCUGUGGCACUGGAGCUUUCGACCCACUUUGCACCUUCAUCAGAGUUGGGUACCAUAUGGAGGAUCCCCUGUUUCACCUGGAGUCACACAGGUCUGAGAGAGGAAGGGGCAGGUGUCCUUUUGAUCCCAACUCCUCCUUCAUCUCCACUUUAAUCGGCAGUGAACUGUUUACUGGACUCUACAGCGACUACUGGGGCCGAGACGCUGCCAUCUUCCGGGGCAUGGGGCGACUGGCCCACAUCCGCACCGAGCAUGAUGACGAGCGCCUGUUGAAAGAACCAAAAUUUGUAGGUUCAUAUAUGAUUCCUGACAAUGAAGAUCGAGAUGACAACAAAGUGUAUUUCUUUUUUACUGAGAAGGCCCUGGAGGCAGAAAACAAUGCCCAUGCAAUUUACACCAGAGUGGGGCGACUUUGCAUGAAUGAUGUGGGAGGCCAGAGAAUACUGGUGAAUAAGUGGAGCACUUUCCUAAAAGCGAGACUGGUUUGCUCAGUACCAGGACUGAAUGGAAUUGAUACAUAUUUUGACGAACUAGAGGAUGUUUUUCUGCUGCAUACCAGAGAUCAUAAGAACCCACUGAUAUUUGGACUCUUCAACACUACCAGCAAUAUCUUUCGAGGACAUGCUAUAUGUGUCUAUCAUAUGUCUAGCAUCCGGGCAGCUUUUAACGGACCAUAUGCACAUAAGGAAGGACCUGAAUACCACUGGUCACUCUAUGAAGGGAAAGUUCCUUAUCCAAGGCCGGGUUCUUGUGCCAGCAAAGUGAAUGGGGGGAGGUACGGAACUACGAAAGACUACCCCGAUGAUGCUAUCCGAUUUGCAAGAAGCCAUCCACUUAUGUACCAGCCCAUAAAACCUGCCCAUAAAAAGCCAAUACUGGUGAAAACUGAUGGAAAAUAUAACCUGAAACAAAUAGCAGUGGAUCAAGUAGUAGCGGAGGACGGCCAAUAUGAUGUCUUGUUUAUUGGGACAGAUAAUGGAAUUGUGCUGAAAAUAAUCACAAUUUACAACCAAGACACAGAAUCAAUGGAAGAAGUAAUUCCAGAAGGAUUUCAGAUAUUCAAGGAUCCAGUUCCUAUUAUUUCUAUGGAGAUUUCUUCAAAGAGACAACAGCUGUAUAUUGGAUCUGCUUCUGCUGUGGCCCAAGUCAGAUUCCAUCAGUGUGACCUGUAUGGAAGUGCUUGUGCUGACUGCUGCCUGGCUCGAGACCCUUACUGUGCCUGGGAUGGCAUAUCCUGUUCCCGGUAUUACCCAACAGGCACACAUGCAAAAAGGCGGUUCCGCAGACAAGACGUCCGGCAUGGAAACGCAGCCCAGCAGUGCUUUGGCCAGCAGUUUGUCGGGGAUGCUUUGGAUAAGACUGAAGAGCGACUGGCAUAUGGCAUAGAGAACAACAGUACGUUGCUGGAAUGCACUCCACGGUCUUUGCAAGCAAAAGUGAUCUGGUUUGUACAGAAAGGACAUGACACAAGGAAAGAGGAGGUAAAGACAGAUGAUAGAGUGGUUAAGAUGGACCUCGGUUUACUCUUCCUAAGGGUGCGCAAAAUGGAUGCUGGUACAUAUUUUUGCCAGACAGUAGAGCACAGUUUUGUCCACACUGUCCGUAAAAUCACCCUGGAGGUCGUAGAAGAGGAGCGCGUGGAGGAGAUGUUUAACAAAGACUACGAAGAGGACAGGCCUCCCAAGAUGCCCUGUCCAGCUCACAGCAGUAUCCCGCACGGAGCAAAGCCGUGGUAUAAGGAAUUCUUGCAGCUGAUUGGUUAUAGCAACUUCCAGAGAGUGGAAGAAUACUGUGAAAAGGUCUGGUGCACAGAUAAGAAGAGGAAAAAGCAUAAAAUGUCACCUUCCAAGUGGAAGUAUGCUCACCCCCAGGAAAAGAGGCUCCGCCCCAAAGCAGAGCACUACCGCCUGCCCAGGCACACUCUGGACUCCCGAUGAGGUGAAACAACCCACUGGAUUCUGAAGAAUUUAUAUUUGAAGCCUAAAAGCAAAAGAAAAAAAAAAGAAUGAGAAAUCAUCCAACUUCUUUGCAUUACUUUGAAAAGAUAUUUCUGUAAUACAGAAAUGACUAAGAGGUGUUAUGAUAAAUUAUUCUACAUACUCAUUUGACUGGUUAAACAUCAUAUAAGUUAACUAAUUUUUUUUAAAUAAGUGUAUGGUUCAAUGGUUUCACAUUAUAUUUAUCAAAAAGUGAUGAUAGGUGUAGUUUUGAGAACUUGACUGCUUUUCCAAGGCAAUUAUUACUUUACUCUUGCUAGACAUAAGAUAAUGGGAAUAUUGAUGAAAAUUUUGAGAUUUAAAUAGUCAUGGAAAAAUAAAAAUAAAUGUUUUAAUCUUUCUGAAUUUUGCCUUUCCUCCACACACAGUAUCAGAUAGUUUAAUAUUCUCAUGUUAACUGUCUGUACGUUUUAAAAAUGAUUGUAUUAGUGUUGUCAAAGCCAUGAGCCAAGGUGUGUUGUAAUUAUUGUAAACCAUGAAAGAAAAAUUGUGGUCACCUUGACAAUUGUGCCCUUCAUAAAACAUUCAUUACACCUGGAGUGAAGAGAAGAAUUAAGUGAAGGUAACUUCUCAGAAAGAUCUCAAAGAAUGUCAAAACAGAUGGACUUACAGUUAGAACUCUUAUUGAAAAAUUUUGCUGCCCUCUUCUGGUAGAAAAGUAUAUUCCUCUACAAUCUGUCUAGUAAAGAUUUGGAAGUUUCUCAGUAGUAUAUCUAAUCCAUUUUUAGAAAAAAAAAACUAACUGAAAUAACGAUGCGCUAAUGCUAAUGUCAUGCUUUAAGAUGUUAAUAACUUAUUACCUCACAAGCCAAAAAUGAUAUUAUAGCACUGAAGCUCUAUAAAAACUUAAAUUGUAUGUCUUCUAAGUAAUCUUUCCUGAAAUAUAAAAUAUAUUCCAGAAACAUAAUCUUUAUUUCUGAAAAAAAUAUUAAAGCAUUUUGCUCUGAG
Molecule: messenger RNA, 3936 nt
Organism: Myotis davidii
Lineage: Eukaryota; Metazoa; Chordata; Mammalia; Chiroptera; Vespertilionidae
Gene: SEMA3E
Product: semaphorin 3E
Exons: 17
Coding region: 598-2928 (776 amino acids)
Biological process (GO): positive regulation of cell migration; negative regulation of axon extension involved in axon guidance; semaphorin-plexin signaling pathway
Molecular function (GO): chemorepellent activity; semaphorin receptor binding
Source: RefSeq, a predicted model, not a curated record